Sphaeroforma arctica JP610 is the source of this 301-nucleotide messenger RNA. RefSeq lists its product as hypothetical. Lineage: Eukaryota; Ichthyosporea; Ichthyophonida. Bases 1 to 279 code for a protein of 92 amino acids. The transcript has a single exon. The record is from RefSeq and is a predicted model, not a curated record.
AUGCCCUAUGGUCCUGGGUCCUGGGGCUGGGGGCCGCCUGGCGCUUUGGCCCCAUGCCCCAUGAAAUGGUGCUCAUUAAUCAGUAAUCACGCGUACACAGAAACAGCGCCACAUGGCACAGGCCCACAGCCCUGUGCGGAGGAGAUGAGCCCACAGCCACGGCCCACAAGGCACAGGCCACAGCUACAUAGGGCCACACAGGGCAGUGAGGGCACAGUGAGUUUGGUCGCCUCUUCAUCAUCUCUUGUGUGGGGACUGGUUUGUCUGGACUCUGACUAGAGUCUAGAGAGAGCCUCCUGAA